Zygotorulaspora mrakii is the source of this 708-nucleotide messenger RNA. It is a transcript of the gene PEX11, whose product is annotated as Pex11p. Gene Ontology annotation, cellular component: peroxisomal membrane. Bases 1 to 708 code for a protein of 235 amino acids. NCBI's taxonomy places the organism in Eukaryota, Fungi, Ascomycota, Saccharomycetes, Saccharomycetales, Saccharomycetaceae. The record is from RefSeq and is a predicted model, not a curated record. The transcript has a single exon. Gene Ontology annotation, biological process: peroxisome fission; regulation of peroxisome size.
AUGGUAUACGAUACAGUAGUUUAUCAUCCAUCGCUUACGAGACUUAUCAAGUUCUUAGAUAGCUCAGCGGGAAGAGAGAAAGUUCUGCGUCUUCUGCAGUACUUGAGUCGCUUUCUCGCAGUGCAGCAAUCGUCCCUGCUGGCGAAACAGUUGCAGGCGCAGUUUACAUUUGUGAGAAAAAUUCUGCGGUUUCUCAAGCCCCUAAAUCAUUUACAGGCAGCGGCUAAAUUUUAUGACAAUAAGCUUUCUGGAGAUUCGCUUAUUCGCUAUGCAAAUAUUGUCAAGAACUUGGCUUACGCAGGAUAUUUGACGCUUGACCAGGUGAAUCUGUUGCGCAUUCUCAAGAUAAUCCCGGUCACGCCGCUGAGCGGUAAGAAAAUACCACGUUGGACCAACAUUUGUUGGUUUAUUGGUUUGUUAAGUGGUAUUGUCUUGGAUUUACGCAACAUGCAUCUGUCGCAAACACGUAUUUUGGCUUUGUUAUCGGAACAGGAGAAGGCCGACACUGACGAUAAAAAGCUGCUAAAUACAGCUUACAAACAGAGGUACGCAGCUACGAGAAGACUUAUUUGGGACGCAAUUGAUUCAUUCAUAGUUUUGAACAACUUGAAUUAUUUGCAUAAUCAAGAUGGUUAUAUUGCACUGGGAGGUAUCGCAACUUCGCUAUUUGGGCUGCAAGAUUUGUGGAAGGCUGCAUCCAAAAACUGA